AUGUCAACGACAACGCCACCUUCCACGACCAUCGACGAUGAGCACUUCGCAAAACGCAGACGACUAAGUCCAGGCCAAGACGCGUGGCAAUACGAGGGGCAAGAGGAGCAAGAGGAGACAUCACCCGAACAAACGACGCCGCGGCAACACCGACACCAACAGCCUGACACAGAGAGCCAAAUCCUCGCUCUCCAUCAACGUCCACCCGCGGCCGACCCUCUCCAACACGGCAUUCAGGUCUCGAGACCCAUUGCCAUUCAAAGAUUGGUCGACCUUCAGUUCCUCGAGGUCCCAAUCUUUGUGAAAGCCACCCCCAACAGUCGAGAUGUGAAAGAACAGCUACCAGCCGACAUCCUCUCCCUCUAUACCUCGAUCCGCUCCGCCGCGUUCCAUCACAAAGCAUUCAUUCCCGCUGAGGUACGGCACAAGGUUGAGGAGUAUUAUGGUGACGACAUGCAGGCACAUUGGUUUCGGACAAGUCGCGACGAUACUGGUGCCCAACAAAAAGCCGAAGUCGAGUUCGAGAAGCUGCGGUCCCUGCAAUCCGACGCUCUUAAAUCCAAGAGUCUUUCUAGAUACGAAGAUGCGUGGAACGCCAAGGUGCAUCUGCCCUUGUUAGAGCUUGCACUCACUCCAGAUGAACCCAGCAGAGAUCACACAGAUAUCACACAGGCGCCUAAGGUUGAAGCAGAGCUGGUCUCUUCCGCUAUGAUUACGGCUGACUCUGUCCCUCGUAUCAGCGUGCUAGGGGAACGUGGUUCCGGGUCACAGAAUGAUGGGAACUCUAUAUUGGCCUGCUCUGCCAGCCAGUCUGGGACCUCAAGCAGCAAUAGUGGGAUGGCCGAGACACGAGGAGGAUUGCGCAACAAGGGCUCUAAGAAGGUCGAUCUCGUGCUUGUCCUCGUCCCCACGCCUUCGUCUCGCCUCCAACAUGCUAUCACCUAUGCGCGGCAGUUCGGCAGCGUAAACCAGAGCACCUACGGCCCGCUGCGUGAGAACCCGAUCGCAUGUGCUAUCGAGACAAAGAUCACCCCCAGCAACACAGAUCCUAUCGUCCAGCUGGGCGUCUGGACCGCAGCGUGGUACCGUAGGAUGGAUGCACUCUGGCGCACCACCCUCGGGCAGGACACAAGAGACCGCGGCCGAAUGGUCUCAUUGCCACUCAUUACCAUUGUUGACCAUGCAUGGAGCUUGUACUUUGCAGUCGACAGAGGAGAUCAUAUCGUCUUCUUUGGUCCAGAAUUCAUAGGCUCGACGGAUAAGCUGGAUGCUAUUUACAGUAUUCAUGCCUGUCUGAAACUGAUCCAAGGCUGGAUCCAGUCAGAAUUCCACGCAUUUUUGGAACAGUGGUUUGGAUGUGAUCAGAGCGGAGGGUGUGCUCAGGCCGAAGGCUAG
This is a messenger RNA of Diaporthe citri, 1395 nucleotides long. RefSeq lists its product as uncharacterized. Lineage: Eukaryota; Fungi; Ascomycota; Sordariomycetes; Diaporthales; Diaporthaceae. The transcript is spliced from 2 exons. Bases 1 to 1395 code for a protein of 464 amino acids. The record is from RefSeq and is a predicted model, not a curated record.